UUCUGGAAAUUCAAACUUGUUUUUCAAGUUCAAAAAAAUUCCUUCCACAUUUUUCAACGCAUUUAAAUGCGUUGAAAAAUGUGGAACCUUGAAGGAAGUUCCAUGGCCACUCAACAAAGGAGGAAGGAAGCAGUCACAAACCAAAUACGUGGCAAGAAUUCUGAGAUUUGGUGAAGACACACGUGAACUGACGCCAUAUUUGAAAGCCGCUCAGGAUGGCAAGGAUGUACCCCUUACUGGUGAUUUGGAAUAUGGCAGAGGCAAGAGAAACAAACAGCCAAAGUCUUGGUCAUCAGACAGUGAGAGCAAGGAUGAAAGUGACGAGGAGACUCUAUCUGACAGACAACAGAAGAAAAAGAGGAAAGUAAGCCGUACAGCUGUGGGAUAUGAUGCUCGGGCACAAUUGAAGGCCCAACUUGCUGCUCUGGGAAGAACUUCACCGAAAGAUACAUGUACAGAAAUGGAAUCCCUGAAGAAGGAAGUCCUCCAGUUGAGAGAGGAAAACAAAUCCCUUCGAGAUGCAUUAAGGGUUGUUGAAGAACUUCCUGGCCUGCUAAUGAAGAUGGACGACUUAUCACGUCAGGCAACAAUACUAUCAGCUCGACGUCCUGCUGUCGCUCUGCAGAUACCGACAACUUCUGCGAUUGGCCAAUCCGUACCAUCAACAUUGGUACAGACUACCGAGAGAUUGUCACAGCCACCGUAUCCUUCAACGCCAACCAGUCACAGAUCUUCGCCAGUGCCAUUCAGGUCACCAACUGUGACACCGACACAGGCCCAUCUACGGCGGGUGUUUGAUUACGAGGUCGAUGAGGAUGGCCAGGUUGAUUUGGGGUAUGGGGUGGCAGUCAAUGCCAAUAACCUGCAGUAUGUCAGCAGAUCAGACCAAAAGAAAACCACAUAUACAGUUUGUGAGGUGGUGUUUACCAGAGAGGAGCUGGCCAACAGUAGCUUGACAGGAAGAAAAUCCAAUGCUUUUAAGGAUAAGCAUGAGAAACCAAAACUGGAUGACAAGAAAGUAUCUGCUAUUAUUGAUUUUGUGAAGAAGCUCCAUCCCUCAAGUGAAGCAAAUGUGAUAAAGAAAAUCAUUGGAGUGAAACUGAACAUUGCGCAGAAAAUGGAAAAAAAGAAGGCCUCAGAAACAAAUUCUGCUGGACGUCUAGCCGUCUCUAACAGUCGGGGAAGCGCAAUCAUGUUGAUUUAUGCUGCUGACAUUUAUUUAUUACGUCAAGAUUUGAGUUAUAUGUAUAUAAAUACAAGUCAACAUUCAUUCAACUGCAAUAUUUGUCUUUCUCCAUUGCCAGUGUUAGACCACAGAUUUUGUAGAAUGCCUGCCCAAUCAUUUCUACAUCAUUCUGAACCGUAUUCCACAGAAAGCCAUUCCAUAGGAGCCUGUUCUAUAGAACUACUCUUUAGAACUUUCUUCUAUAGCACUAUUCUUUAGAGGUGAUCUAUAGAACCAUUCUUUAGAACCCUGUUCUAUAGAGCCAUUCUUUAGAACCCUGUUC
Messenger RNA from Nerophis lumbriciformis (worm pipefish), 1508 nucleotides. Its product is annotated as BEN domain-containing protein 6-like. Gene Ontology annotation, cellular component: nucleus. Gene Ontology annotation, molecular function: transcription corepressor activity; DNA binding. Lineage: Eukaryota; Metazoa; Chordata; Actinopteri; Syngnathiformes; Syngnathidae. The record is from RefSeq and is a predicted model, not a curated record. Gene Ontology annotation, biological process: positive regulation of neuron differentiation; negative regulation of Notch signaling pathway.